AUGAGCGACUUCACGGAAGCCAACCGCAAACACUUCGACAAAGUCGCCUCCAACCACCAAACCGACUUCGGCGACCUCAUCAACAGCAUUAUUGCCGAACUCAAUACCCGCCGCGAAUCAAUCAGUGCUAAGCUAGUCGACACCGACCCAGUAGGCGAAGUCCGUCUUCUCGAUUAUGCCUGCGGCGCGGGGACAGUCUCCAAGGCUCUAGCGCCCUACACAUCUUGUACAAUUGGCCUGGACCUAUCCGCAAACAUGGUCGCCGAGUACAACAAGGCCGCCGCCGAAGCAGCGUUUGGACCUGAUCGGAUGAAAGGGUACCAACACGACGUCCUCUCCGCGCCGAGCACAACGUCCCUACCUAGCGGAGUCCUGGCGCCCUUUGACAUAAUAGUCACAAGCAUGGCACUACACCAUGUCGCCGAUCCAGGCCGGCUACUGCGCGCGUUCAGCGAGCUGCUCAAGCCCGGCGGGGUGUGUGUUGUGGUUGACAUGGUUCCUGGGUCUGCUGUUCAUGAAGGCAAUGAGGAGAGGUCUGAAUCUGAUAUAAGAGAGGCCCUACAGCCGGAACAGCGUGAAGUAUUCAAUACAAUUGGGAAGCAUGGGUUUAAUGAGGAGGAGAUGAGGGCGCUGUAUGCGGGAGCCGGGAUGUGGACGGGGUUUGAGUAUGUCGUGUUUGGCGAGCCAUUCCGGUUUACAAUGUUUGGGGAGAGGUUUAGGACAACAGGGUUUAUUGCGAGGGGUGAGAAGAGUGCUGUAUAG
Molecule: messenger RNA, 762 nt
Organism: Penicillium arizonense
Lineage: Eukaryota; Fungi; Ascomycota; Eurotiomycetes; Eurotiales; Aspergillaceae
Product: class I SAM-dependent methyltransferase
Exons: 3
Coding region: 1-762 (253 amino acids)
Source: RefSeq, a predicted model, not a curated record